UUACUUGCGUUUUAACAUCUUCCUUACGUGAUUUCUACGAUCAAUUACCCAAAUGGUCAUGCUUGUUGCGUGCUUAAUCAUGUUUCACUUUUGCAUGCGUUUCUGUCUAAACAAAUGUUGUGGACGUGUUUUCUUUGUAAGAGGAUGUCGUAAUCUUAUGUGGUCCCAUUUCAUUCUGGGACCAAACAAAUCAGUUCAGUUAGGGUUUUCCAUAGGUUCUCACCACCGGAGGGACCCUAAAACAAGCCCUGCUUGCAGACUAAAGAAGAUCUCAAUUGAAGAAGCUUUUUUUAAUGCUAAACACAAAUCUGCUUCUGCCAAAGAUUGCUUCAGUGGCUUGGAUGGUAAUAAACAAUCUGAAUUGCCUACCAGUUGUAAAAACUUGAGGGCAAGAUUUCAAUGGGACAAGGCAUUGAAACUGUUGAAAAAAAGAUCAAUUAACAACACAUCCUCCUGCCCUCCUUUUUGUGUGCCGAUACCAAACACAGACGAUCCUACUCUAUCUAAUUUAGACAACUUCAAAUCUUCUUUGGUGAAUUUCACUCUCUCUGAACUCAAAAAUGCAACCCACAAUUUUAGCAAAGAAAAUUUAAUUGGGAGAGGAGGAUUCGCAGAGGUUUACAAGGGUCGCCUCUUAGAUGGACAGCUGAUAGCGGUUAAGCGGCUGAAUAAAGGGACUUCAGAUGAGAGGACAUCAAACUUUCUAUCUGAGCUAGGCAUUAUUGCUCAUCUAAACCAUCCUAACACUGCCAGACUUAUUGGAUGUGGUGUAGAAGGAGAAAUGCACCUUGUAUUUCAACUAUCUCCAUUAGGAAAUUUAGAUUCUCUUCUUCAUGGUUCCAAUAAAAACAAAUUAGAUUGGACUAGAAGGUACAGAAUUAUUGUGGGGAUUGCUGAUGGACUCCUAUAUCUUCAUGAGAAUUGUCAAAGGCGAAUCAUUCAUAGAGAUAUUAAAGCAGAGAAUGUUCUUCUCACAGAGAACUUUGAGCCUCAGAUUUGUGAUUUUGGACUUGCAAAGUGGUUACCAGAACAAUGUAGCCACCAUAAUGUAUCAAAAUCUGAAGGAACAUUCGGGUAUUUUGCUCCUGAAUAUCUUAUGCAUGGCAUAGUCGACGAGAAAACUGAUGUUUAUUCUUUUGGUGUCCUACUUUUGGAGAUUAUAACUGGCCGUAGGGCAUUGGAUCAUUUGCACCAAAGUCUCGUGUUAUCGGCAAAACCUUUGCUUGAUGCUAAUAACAUCAAGGAUCUUGUUGAUCCUUCUCUUGGAGAUGAUUAUGACCAAGAACAAAUGGAUCGUGUUGUUUUGACCGCGUCUCUAUGUGUUGAGAUCUCUCCUAUCUUACGCCCUCGCAUGAGUCAGGUUUCAAUACUACUAAGAGGUGAUGACUUUUUCCAGGAAUUUGCAAAUGAAUGUCCAAGGCAGUCCCUCCAAAGAGCAUACUCAGAGGAUUAUUGAGAACUAAUAAAAUAGCAUUCAAACAUGUGAAUAGUAAACAAUAGGUUAAACUAUGUUUUUCGUUUUUUACUCGGAAUUUAUUUUGGUGCUUUAUCUUUUUUGAAAGAGUCAUCGUGGUCUCAUUUUUUUGUGUUUAAGUUAUACUAGUCCAUUAUGUGAAUAAUUAACAAUGAAGUCGUUCAAUUUUGUUUCAAA
Medicago truncatula (barrel medic) is the source of this 1651-nucleotide messenger RNA. Its product is annotated as receptor-like cytosolic serine/threonine-protein kinase RBK2. The coding region runs from base 53 to 1456 and encodes 467 amino acids. Gene Ontology annotation, biological process: protein phosphorylation. The record is from RefSeq and is a predicted model, not a curated record. The transcript has 8 exons. Lineage: Eukaryota; Viridiplantae; Streptophyta; Magnoliopsida; Fabales; Fabaceae. Gene Ontology annotation, molecular function: protein kinase activity; ATP binding.